Messenger RNA from Perognathus longimembris pacificus (Pacific pocket mouse), 2877 nucleotides. It is a transcript of the gene C8H2orf42, whose product is annotated as chromosome 8 C2orf42 homolog. The record is from RefSeq and is a predicted model, not a curated record. The transcript is spliced from 10 exons. NCBI's taxonomy places the organism in Eukaryota, Metazoa, Chordata, Mammalia, Rodentia, Heteromyidae. Bases 689 to 2413 code for a protein of 574 amino acids. Gene Ontology annotation, cellular component: nucleus.
ACUGGUGGACAGGACUUCCAAAAACUAAAUCGCAAUUGACAUCUGUUAAUUAAGGUAGAAAAUCUCACGUGAGUUUUUACAUCAGUUUCCAGCCUGAAGUUAGAACCUGCCGAGGAGCUUUGUCAAUUGCUUACCAUAAGGUAGGCCAGAAGCACCUUAACCUCCAAAAAGAAAAGCCUUGAGUUUAGCACUAUCCAUGUCCCCAAAGCUACCUCCGUAUUCCACCCGAAAUUCUCACCGCCCACUCCCCCACCCCCGCUGGCCAGGAAAAAACUACAACUCCCAUCAGAUCAUGCGAGGCUACGCGGGCGGGCACUUGCAGCACGUGAGCAGCUCUAGCCAAUGAGGGCCGUCGUUACAGAGAGUAGUUUGGCCCCGUUUGUAAAAGGCCGCGGCAGGAGAAGAGAGAAGAGACUGCCAAGAUCUCCAUUUAGGGGAGUGGGAAUCCUAGAUUGUGGAACAUUGGUCAGGAGCUUUGCCAUUGGCUGGUCAAGAAGGAGGAGACAGAAUGUCUGCAUUAUUACAUCGUAGAGUUCAAUCUUCCGUAGCCUUUGGGCUAAGUAAUAUCAUUUACUCUGCAAGUGAUCAUGCCUUUACCUGUCCUCUCUGAUCAUCCUAUUUAGGUCUUACAAAUUCAGGCUAUACUGUUCUCCAGAUGCCCCAGCAGCUGAUACAGGGCCUGUGAAAAAUGGAACCAAAUUCUCUGAGAACUAAGGUCCCAGCUUUCUUAUCUGACUUGGGCAAGGCCACAUUGAGGGGAAUCAGAAAGUGUCCCCGAUGUGGAACAUACAAUGGGACCAGAGGCCUGAGCUGUAAGAACAAGACAUGUGGAACUAUAUUUCGCUAUGGUGCACGAAAGCAGCCAAGUGUUGAUGCUGUCAAAAUCAUCACAGGCUCCGAUCUGCAGGUCUACUCUGUGCGGCAAAGGGACCGGGGCCCUGAUUACCGAUGCUUUGUGGAACUAGGUGUUUCAGAGACGACAAUCCAGACUGUGGAUGGGACAAUCAUCACUCAGCUAAGUUCUGGACGGUGUUAUGUCCCCUCGUGCUUAAAAGCUGCCACUCAGGGUGUUGUGGAAAACCAGUGCCAGCACAUCAAGCUGGCAGUGAACUGCCAGGCAGAGGCCACACCUCUAACCCUGAAGAGCUCAGUCCUGAAUGCUAUGCAGGCCUCCCCAGAAACCAAACAGACGAUCUGGCAGUUGGCUACCGAACCCACAGGUCCCCUGGUACAGAGGAUUACUAAGAACAUCUUGGUAGUAAAAUGCAAGGCAAGCCAGAAACAUAGCUUGGGAUAUUUGCAUACAUCUUUUGUGCAGAAAAUCAGUGCCAAAAGUUUGCCAGAGCGCCGCUUCUUCUGCUCUUGCCAGACACUGAAAUCGCACAAGUCUGGUGCCUCCAAGGAUGAGGCUGCCCAGAGAUGCAUUCAUUUCUUUGCCUGCAUCUGUGCCUUUGCCAGCGAUGAGACAUUGGCUCAGGAGUUCUCAGACUUCCUAAAUUAUGAUUCUAGUGGUCUCAGAGAGACUCUUGUGCCCCAAUUAGGUUGCCACUCAGAAUCAACUGUAUCAGCUUGUGAGACUGCUGCCUCUAAGCCAAAGAAGAGGAAGAAGGAUGAAGUGUCUGGUGCACAAAUGAAUAGGUCACUAAUUCCUCAAGAUGCAGUGAGCAGCAGUCUAAGGAAGAGUGGCCUAAAAAAGCCUGUUGUUGCUUCUUCAUUAAAAAGGCAGGUUUGUGGUCAGCUGUUGGAUGAGGCACAGGUAACCUUAUCCUUCCAAGAUUGGUUGGCCAGUGUGACAGAACGUAUCCAUCAGACCAUGCACUACCAGUUUGAUGGCAAACCAGAGCCACUGGUGUUCCACAUUCCUCAGUCCUUUUUUGAUGCCCUGCAACAGAGAAUAUCAAUAGGCAGUGCAAAAAAGCGGCUCCCCAAUUCCACCACAGCUUUUGUUCGGAAAGAUGCCUUGCCACUGGGAACCUUUUCCAAGUAUACCUGGCAUAUCACAAAUAUCCUGCAAGUUAAACAGAUCUUAGAUACCCCAGAGAUGCCCUUGGAAAUCACACGCAGCUUUAUUCAGAACCGAGAUGGAACGUAUGAGCUGUUUAAAUGCCCUAAAGUGGAAGUAGAAAGCAUAGCAGAAACCUAUGGUCGCAUAGAAAAACAACCAGUACUUCGACCCUUGGAACUAAAAACUUUUCUCAAAGUGGGUAAUACUUCUCCAGAUCAAAAGGAGCCAACACCUUUCAUCAUCGAAUGGAUCCCAGAUAUUCUUCCCCAGUCCAAGAUUGGUGAGCUUCGGAUCAAGUUUGAGUAUGGUCAUCACCGGAAUGGGCAUGUGGCAGAUUAUCAGGACCAGAGGCCCUCCCUGGACCAGUCCUUGGAACUAGCUCCUCUGACCACUAUCACUUUUCCAUGAGGCAAAACAAACCUCAGCUGCUAAGUUUGCACAUCCUCAUCCCUUAAACACUUUAAAUACUAGUUAAGCACUUAUUUAGCCCUUUUCCUUGGUGAACUGCUCUUAGCUAAGGAUCCACUUUCCUAGAGCAUUCAAGUGGUUUGUGUGGAAGAAAAACUUCUAAAUAGCCUUGUUGGUGCUGCUGUGUAUUGUCUUCAUGAUUAAUUGGAAAGUAUUUCUGGUUAGUAGAAUUUUUAAAGGAACAACAACAAAAAAAAAUGCCCAUUCAUUUUCCUUCCUGUGGAUUCAUUUUAGAGAUAUAUUUCAACCUUUUUCUAAUUCUCCAAGAAGCACUAGCUUAUGCCAACUGGGUUAGAAAGUAAUAAUACCCUAGGAUUAGGGCAGAAUGUAAAGAUCCUCCUAGCAAAGUUCUAGCCAUGCUCUUUAUUCUCAAAUAAAGCACAGUGUCAAGAGUUUACAAGUGA